UCAGCCGACGCGCCGAUGAUCAUGAGUUUGCUUUGCACGCCAACGUGCAACACCGUCUUUCGUGUUUUUCUUCAACGUUACCCUCCGGAUAACGCGGAUAUUAAUGACCACAUAUUGAAUUGUUUUCACGUUCAUGAAUUGUUUACUGUUCUGUGCGGAGUUCUUGUGCCAAAUCAUUUGUUCUGUGCGGAGCGGAAUUUUCGCCCAUUAACGGUUUAGCUUUUGGCUUCUCAUGUUGUAUGAUACUUCAUCCUUCUGACGAUCAUAGAAGUUGAUAGAACGGAGUUGCCUGUUUUCGUUGCAAAUAUGUACAAUGGAAAUUUAACUGCAAAAUUUUAUUGCUUUGCCGGGAGUAUGUUAUUCCAUUUCGCUAAAAGUGCACAUUGCACAACAACAUUGCACAACAGCAAUCGACAACUAUUUGAGCAAUCCAUCGGAAUAAGCCGAUCAAACAGCCAAUUUCAUGAGGACAAUGCAGGAGAAUGUGGAUCGAUCGCGGUCUGUUGACCGCUACCACUCGGAUCAACGCCUAAAUUUUCGCCGUUUGCCUCAAGCCAAUGGAAGACAAGAAAAUGCAACAGUAAUUCAAGUGCCACCAAAGCAGUACCGGACCGGACGAUCGCUGGUGGCUAACCGGGACACUAACAGAGACAGGACAUCACGCUGGAGAUCACCAUCACUGGACACGCGUCUUCUCCAAAACUUUUACGGUUUUGUGACAAAUAUUUUUGAACGCGGAAACGACUUAAAAAAGUGUCAGCUGGCUGAACAGUUGUUAUGGACAGCCGCGCGUAAAAACGAGACAGAAAUAUUUGUUGAUAUCAUGAAAAAAUUAAUGGAAAAUGGAUACGACAUUAACGCCCCUAAUGAAUUGGGAUGGAAUUUAGUGGACGAAGCGGUUAUGCUCGGACAUGCGGAAAUCGCCGCGGAAUUAUUCAAGAACGGCGGUAAGGAGACGGAGUGGCUAUGUGAGUCCAAACAGCGUCGACAAGAAGUGCUGCGCAAAGCACUUCGCCGUCUUGAGGCCAUUCAAGUGCCCUCUCGAAUUCGCGAGCAUAGUGCCGACACCAGACAGCUGGUCGCCGAUGUGGCCGUCGGGCCAACCAUGGCAGUGUUGCAGAAGAUGAUGCAAAAUGUAGAGCGAACUAGACCACCAAGGAAUUAUCUGGACCGGGUCAUCGUUGAACCUUGUGGAGACUGUUCAGUUGCUGUGUCAUAUGAGCCACGAUCAAUUCCCCCUGGAGUUAUAUCUAGAUUUAAGGUGGAGUGGUCCCGCGACAAGUCGUUCAAAGGGAUUGUGGAUUAUCAGAUUUUUUCCAACUUGAUGAAUCCUGAGCGCCUGAUAAUAUCGGAGCUGGACUGCGGCAUCGAGUAUCACUUCCGGCUGUCCGUUGCCAACUUAUCCGGCUUUGGAAUUCCACUGAACGCAACACCAUCUUCUGUGGUUAUAACGUCGUGGAGAGAUGUCGAUGGACAAAAGCCACGGCUGGACACUGCCACUGUUCACAACUUGGAGAAAAUUUUGCAGAAUAUCAGAACGAUUACGAAAUAUAUGCUGAACGACCCAGAGCGCCGACACACUCGGACACCGGAGAAACGUCAACAUCCACACCGAGCCGUGCAGCGCAGGGCCAGCUUAAAAGAUAGUAUUCGCGAUCUCAUUCGACCUCAUAUUCGGCCGGCUAAUGCAGAAGACGAAGGCGGGAUGUUUCUUUCGUGUAUGGUGAUUGCGGACGAUUCGAUUCUUUUGACCAAUGAGUACACACUACCGUCGGUGGUCGUGCAUUCUCCAUUUAUUGGCUCCAUUAGCUCAAAGGAUUACUUGUGGUUUCAAAAGUUGACAACUUGUUGGGAUGCCAUCUCGGAAAUAAAGGAGCUUCUGCACACCUCCAAGGAUUCAUCCUCUGAUUUACGGUACCGCAUUGUGCGAGCUGUUUCUAAUCUACAGAACCUGCUGACGAUCUCGAAUCUGGGAAUAGCGUAUUACCGACCGUUAAGGGAUAGGCAGUUUACUUCCUGCGUUUUGUUGUUAAUACAAAAGGUUAACAAAUUGGACGUUGGCAAGUUAUCGGGGUUUCAAUGGAAAUCACUGAAGGAGGCCGACAUAAUGGCCAUUGGCCACUCCCACCCGAUCAUGUCGGCCAUUUCCACGGCAAGCACUGCGGAAAUAUAUUCCUGGUAUCAUGAUAUGCAAAAAACCCUUCCUCCUGGGCUGCAUAUGGCAUAUGCCGAACUGAGCCUUAACUUAGACAGUAUUGCAGCAGUCACCGCGAAGCAGUGGCCGAAUAUUCUUCCUUCAGCAAAAAUACGCUCCAACGCUUACGUUUCCAGUGACGAAUGGUAUUUCAUAACCCGGAAGGUAACCGGUGCGCCGAAACGUGUGCGUUACUUGGAAAGCCUACUUCAAGACAGUUGGCAUGCACUGAAAUCCAGCUUAUCAUUGCGCAGUGUAGAGGAGUUGUUUCUCUUUCCGGAAGUGGUAGAACUCGGACCGGAAACCUCGAUAUUAGUUGUUUAUGGGGAGAAACGAGGCUUAUCGUCUCAUCAGUCACUGGAUGAAGAAUUACGGAAAAACUGUAGUCUUGUUCCUGUUCAAAUAUUUGAAGCCGGGUUUCAUUUUCGCUAUCGAACGCUGGCCUGGUCAACGUAUGCGCAGUCUUCUGUUAUUCUGGAAGGUUUGGUCGUUCAUCUACAGCAAUUACUGCGCCAGGAACUGGAAACCAAUGAAGAAGAGGAAACAGGUGCACUGCUUCAUAAAGUGCAGUUACUACAAGAACGACUGGAGAAUAUUUGGGGAGAAACACGCUGGAUGCCGAGCUUGAUCCGCACCAUGACACGUGACCGCUCGCCUGCAGAACGAAUCUCACUGUUCAGCCCACUUCAGCCGCAGAAACCACCACGCAAGAAAAAUCACCGACCGAAUGACCACAAUCAGCCUGUGAUUUACAAUGAUGACAAAUCGGUCAGUAUAAUUAUCGGUACUGCCAACUUCCGGGACCUGGAAACGCAGAACGAAUCGCUUCAUGAACUUGUAAAGAAAAAUGUCAAGAGCACGGAGUAAAGUCAUCGCUAAAGGGUCACUCCCAGUUUAUCUCCGUGCGAUCCCAACAUGCCUAUCGUGUCUUUAAAUUCGGCAAACGACAGCUUCCCAUCACCAUCUUUGUCAUGGUAGAUUAUGCUUUUGUCGACGGUCUGCUGCAGUUGCACAUCUGUAAGGUUAUCUCCGACCAUCAUUUUUAAUACCCGAAAGCAGUCCGCAUUGGAAAUGAAUCCAUCUCGGUCCAUGUCGUAGAUGCUGAAGAUUACCCGCAGACCGCAGUUUCUGCUCGAUAUUGGCUUUGCUGCUGAAUAAUGUCAUGCCCUGCGCAAACUCCCGGAAAUCAAUUAACCCAUUGCCAUCUCGAUCGAAAACCUCUAGAACGCGUGUGGCUAAAGGGUUCGCUCGCACUUGUGGUAAAGCGGUGAAUUCCUCCAGGGAGAAUAGCCAUUGUUGUCUGAGUCCAGCUUGAAAAACCGAAGAUAUAAUCGCCUUAUUUGGUCUGGAUCAAAUUCGGGUGGUAAUUCUGAUGAGAUGUCGUUACCCAUUUUGAAAUAUUAGAUUCUGCAAGCUGUAAACUGCGUCAAGCAAGCCUAGCUUAGUGCUUGUCGUUUUGUCACCGCAUGACAACAUUAAGCACUUAGCGAAGUACAGUAACGACGCGAAUGCUUUUGAAGUACAGAAUCGACGCGAGCUAUUUCACCAAAGUACGAGCAUUGUAAUAAUCAGUACUUGUGAUGUAAUUUGUAAUAAUUUAGUAAUUAGGUGCAGAUUUAAACAUUAUGUCCAUAGCCCUUUAUGAAUUUACAUGUACAGCUGCAGUUUGUAUACAACAGGCACGUUAUCCAGUACGCGGUAUGCCAGAACCAAAUUGUGGGAAGCUAUCGAAGUAUUUGGAAACAGCUAAUUGUUUGAUUGCCGUUAGUUCCAACAGCUUUGCUGGACAUAACAAACUACAAGCAAUAUAAGCUGGCUGAGCUGACUCUAGAGAAACCGGAACUGCUACGACCAUAUCAGUAGUCAUUCCCAAAGCUCAAAACACUCUUCACAAGAUAAAGUAUGUUUCAAGUUCUUGUGAAACAUUAAAUUGUAUCAUCGCAGUUUGUUAAAAAAGCUAGAUCUUCGCAGUCAGAAAAUUCUAAUACAUAGACGUUACAUGUACAUACUAAUACUCGUAUAACGGACAGGCAAACGAAAUUCGAGCUUUUGGAAGAAUGAUACUUAGCAAUAUUUCUAUAAGCAGUACAACAAGACAGACUACUUUACCAAUGUAUUAUUUUAGAGAUUAUACGAAGUAUUGUACUCGUAUGUAGAUGAUGCACCAAAGGCCGCAAUGCAUGAUACUGUUGCGACUGUUGUUUACCUAUAAAGCCGUUGUCGGGUAUUUAUCAGGAUUCAGCAUCAUGCGACGUUCAUUUCUAAGUAAACAUUACCUGCCAUGACCGGAAAAGGACCAAAACCGGAAGAAGCACUCUUAAUCUGAUUAGCGCAAAUGCUGAGCAUUUUAUACAAGCGACGAGUGAAGCGCGGAUCCGUAAGAUUAACAGGAAAUUAAAGUUAAAAGCAAGUGUACAUAUACUGUUCAAGGUCCCGUAAAAACAUGACAUUCUCCCUUAUCGCCUUUGGUGAAGAUGCAGCGCAUGCCGGGACCACAUUUAGGUUUAUCGUUGGAACAUUCGGGACCGGGAAUAGCCCUUCUAUCUCUUGCUAGUUCGUUGGAUUCUUCGACGGCAGUACAGCGCACCGCGUUCAUCCGGGCCAGCUGUAACAAAUCGUUUUCAAAAUCAAGUAAGCCAUGGCGCAAUGCUAUAAAUCUGCGGAGGUAAUGUAUUUUUGUUUGUUGCUCUGGGGGAUUUUCAAAUCAGGGUAAAGUACUGCGUACAGUACGAAUUAAUUUGCGGUUUGUGAUGAAUGUACGACGUAUGUAUACACCGUAGAGCCAAAUGCAGAUACAAGAAAAUGAUUAUACUGGUUUGGUUUUUCUCCAUCAGCAAAAACACCGCACCAAUAAUAAUGCGCCGGCAUUAUCAAUGGAUGCAGGCAAUCAAAUCUGAAAUGUACAUAAUUGAAUUACCAUAAUUAUAACUAAUGGUAGAUCUUUAUUUUAAUAAAACGCGAGCAGCAGUACUUUUACGUUUUCCUAUUCGGACUAUGGACCAACAUCGAUAACGCAAAACACUUUCCAGUGGGUAUUUAUUUGGGUGUAAAAGUUAUUUGCACUGCGCCCCCUCCGACCAGGUUUGCAUCUACUUUACGGAAUAAAAGAACGGAUCCGUACAUUUACAGAGAGCACAGUUCUUUUAAGAUUUAUCAGGGCCUAAAAUUUACUACCCUAGUUGUGGAACGCAAUAGUUGUUAUGGCCCCGUAAAAAAAUGGCAUUGUCCUUCUUUAUCGCCGGAAUGCUGGAAAUUGCACAGAAAUUCCCUGCUUGGCUUGCAUGGAUGUUUCUUUGAGCAGGGAUCACCUGGCUUACUCUUUUCUGAACCCGUGCACAGCCAUGGGAGCUGUGUACAAAACGCUUUGGUUAUUCUCGUCAGUUUUAUAUAUGUACUACAACAAGUCUGCUCGUAGUCACAGCUGGUUAAUUUUCGCUUUGACCUAAGGGUUC
Paramacrobiotus metropolitanus is the source of this 5646-nucleotide messenger RNA. Its product is annotated as ankyrin repeat and fibronectin type-III domain-containing protein 1-like. Gene Ontology annotation, molecular function: protein binding. Gene Ontology annotation, cellular component: spindle. The transcript has 14 exons. The record is from RefSeq and is a predicted model, not a curated record. Gene Ontology annotation, biological process: regulation of establishment of bipolar cell polarity; establishment of mitotic spindle orientation. The coding region runs from base 464 to 3061 and encodes 865 amino acids. NCBI's taxonomy places the organism in Eukaryota, Metazoa, Tardigrada, Eutardigrada, Parachela, Macrobiotidae.